Messenger RNA from Pocillopora damicornis (cauliflower coral), 7883 nucleotides. Its product is annotated as LIM homeobox transcription factor 1-beta. Gene Ontology annotation, biological process: neuron differentiation; regulation of transcription by RNA polymerase II. Lineage: Eukaryota; Metazoa; Cnidaria; Anthozoa; Scleractinia; Pocilloporidae. Gene Ontology annotation, cellular component: nucleus. The record is from RefSeq and is a predicted model, not a curated record. Gene Ontology annotation, molecular function: RNA polymerase II transcription regulatory region sequence-specific DNA binding; DNA-binding transcription factor activity, RNA polymerase II-specific.
UACAAGUACACCACAAAUAACUACAGAUUCAUUUGAAAAAUGAAUUCAGGUGAGCACUUAUUAAAUUUUCGUCUAGCUUUGUGGCUGCUGUUGAAAGAACCCACAGAAACGUGAAAUUGUGCGAAUUGAUUCCUUUGAUUUUGAAAGAAAGCUGGCUUUCAAAGCGACAUAUUUGUGGUAACGAAGAAUACACUGUGUUGAAAGGAAGGGAAGAAGCCCUAUAUUACCAAUACAAGCCUUGAGGCAUGCACAAGACUUUAGCGCAUGGUAAGAGUCAUUUCAAACUCGAGUUUUGUGAGGAAAUACGAAAGAAAAUCCAAAGCAGAUUCAUUUAAAAGCUUUGGAGCUUAUAUGAAUCAAAACAUAGUAUACAGAAUCACUGUGCAACCAAAAUACCUACAUAUGGGUUUUAUUAGAACACAACCUCAGAUUAGUUUUACUUGACCUUAGAACACCUGUGAUGUGGACUAACUGUGCAUUUAGGCUCACUUUAAGUUUAAGGUUUCAAGAAUUUUGCCAUCUUUGAAAAUAUCUGAAUUUGAUCCUACAAUACCGGGUAGAAAAGCUCGAAUUGGAUCUUUGAAGCAGAUGGAGUUUAUAUUUUGGACACAUAUGAUUCGUUUCGGACAAAGUCAAAAUACAUUGACCGCAUGCUUUUCUAUAUAAGCUACCAAAAUGACUUUACUGCUUAAACGAAAAUCAUUAAAUUUGAACGCUCGUUGAAUUCUUCCUCCUUCGCGAAGAAUAAAAUUUUAUAUGAUUUAAAAUUUUACGAGCGAAUUUUGCAAAUAUACUAAACCACAUCGCACUGAAAAUUGCGGACAGAACUAUGAUGAAAACUGCUGUCAGCACAGGGAAACAAGACGAAUUUUCCCGAGCUUAUUGAGGAAACAAGAACGGAAUUAAAUGUGAAACACGAGCCUAAGAAGAACCAGAUGUUACAAGUCUCAGAGAAAACUAAACGGAUUGCUCUCUGUGUGUUUACUCACCUCAUUCAGCGGAAAAGUUUAAGGUUCAAGCAUUUGGUCAAUAUAAAAUCUUAGGUGGAUUCUUCUCUACAGAAUGGAACUGUAUCGUUAGUCUUUGAAUCUUGUGGGGUUACAAUUCACGGCAAGGUUGGUUAAGAAAUAUUUUUAAAUUUGGCAUGACUGAAAAAGGUUGAAAAAGAAUCUUGCUUCGAUAAGAACGCCUAAUAUAUGAAAUGUCAACAAAACUGUAUAGACCAGAAGAAACGUCGAAAUUCAGUAUCAUUCAGAAUGCUCCCGCAAAAGUCUCUUAAUUAGCGGAGACUACACGCUUCGGUUACAAUCUCGUUAGAACUUCUAUUUUCCUGAGAACAAACUGUACACCAUUGUAAAGAAACUAAGUUUCAGGAGUUGUUUUAAAUAGGUUUAUGCGCAAGGUUGAUAUUUGUAGAGACAACACAGAGCCAUUUUUUAACCGACUUACUCUAGUAAAACCGCCUCAAAGAGCGAAAAGAGACAGUUUUAAUCUAGUACGUAGAAUUUUGUUGAAAAAAGAAAAAAACUGAGCAAGUGUUUACUGUAUUUGAAAGUCACGGACUUUCCACCCUUAGUGAAGGCAGCUGCAGUUGCAAGGAGCCUUUUGAAAGAUUUUAGCAUAACAUUACCCUUUGAGCGGGGAAAACUUCCGACAUCGUAGAAAACAGCCUUCAACACAUUAGUUCCUUUAAGGACGGCGGGUUAUUAAGGUCGAAAGACUUCUGUACUUUUUUUUUCCAUGGCAAGACGUUUAAUUUUCCAAAAUCGUCUGUAAACGUAGUUAUUACUGGAGCCAGCGGCGUGCUCUUUUAGAGAUCCAGUUUUUUGCACCAAGCGGGAGUUAAUCUCCUGAAGGCACACAAUUCAUUUCUUGAAUAAAAACUCGUUCAAUGCCGUACAUCCUUCCACGUUGCUAAUUAUGUCUCUACUGGUCUUUCAUGCCUUUCUGACGGGCUAUUGACUUCAACACAAAAACCGAUUUUCAGCAAUACAAGGUAAAAUAUAGAAAAGUCACGAGAAGCGAAUAUUCGCGACAGAGCUCAUAGGUAUCACUUACACAUUUCGCCUGAAGCGGUGAGCAAACAAAUGCGAUUAGAAUAGGUUAAUAGCUAUUUUAUUUAUUCAAGAAAUAUUACUGCUUCAAAAGAAGGCGUAUUUUUGCCUAGAAAGGAAAGGUUGAUUCGUGGAUUCAGAGUGGACCUAUACAUGUAUACAACACCGUUUAACAUCAAAGAGCUUCAACUUGAGGAAAUGAUUAGUUUUGGAAAAAUCACGGAAACUUUGAACAAGUGCAACAUUAUCCCGACAAAACACUGAGGUCGAUAAAAUUGUUAUCAGCGACGGAAGGGAAACAAUCGGGGUGAAUACUGAUUAACGACAAACCUCUUCAGUCCAAGACUCAAAGUGAGACAGCGUCUAUGAUUGGAAUGCAACAGAGCUUGAGGCGGAGGAUCGGUGUCGCAUUCAAAACAUUUAGCAUCGUACUUGUUGUUGACAAUAAUACCAAUCCAACUAAACUGUAUUAGACUUCGAUUGUUAUUACACCGAUGAAUAUUACGAGAAGCUACUUAAUUAUGAACCAUUCACUUGACCACUGUGCCUCAGCUAAGAGGUUUCCGUUAUAGUCCGAGUCAAAACAUCAAAACCGAUGCCUUAUUCACAAAGUACUUGCUGUUUAAAGAUAACAACAUUGAUAUAACAGAAAUAAUUUUAGUUUUACAAGCGUUUACGUGUCAAGCGAACAAAAAAAGCCUCAACAAAAACUGGCAAUCAUAGAUAAUUUUUUUAGUUUAAUUCUCACAUAAACAAUCGAUUCGUUAAGAACAAAAAAGUUUGUUAACAAGGAAAAAGAAGGAUGACUUCGUUAGGUAGAAAACGAACAAAACAUUUCACACUUUCAAGCACCUUCUUAAAGUACCGAAAAAUGCCACGCGAAAAACAACAAACCGAAAUCAAAGACACCGACAGCAGUUGAUCCAUAAAGACACAAAAGCUUGGUUUCAACGGUUAAAUGAUCAUUCUAGGGUCAUACCGCAGUCUAAUAAACUACAUAGAGGCUGGCGCUUGCCUACAUCCUAAGCUUUUGCUACUGCUUCAAAAAGCCAAUCCACAAUUGAGAGGUAGUUCUUAAAUUGACUCUUAAAGUGAACUUAAAGCUUCACCCAUUCCUUCCAUAUGAGUUGUGGAAGCUUUCCACCAGACCGUGUGCGGUUCAAUUGUUCGCGCUUUAGAAAGAAUAGCGUGAAAGCGAACCCAAUUGCCCAUGAGAUCUUUUAUUGUCUCAGAGCCGCCAAGGUUGCAGCAAUUGACGUAUCAAAUUUCAAGGGCGUCCUUUAUGUCGCGAAACCACUUGUGAUCGACAGCUCGAACUGUCAACAGGCCGUCAAUAUAUGCCUCCACCGUGACAUAAAAUAACGCAAUUCCUACGCCAUUUCAAUAAUAUUCCACCUGCCUUUGUUGUUUAAAGGGCUUUAUAUAGCAGCGAACUUGCUAUUAAAAGAAGAAAAUUCUUAAAAAACUCUCUGCGUGUGAUCAGCUUGUUUUAUGUACCGUCCUCCUUGCGUUUUCAUUUUUUUCGUUUUCUCUCCAUGUUGAAACAAUUGCUAAUAUCCGCAGGUGGCGUUCUUAGUUGUAAUUCGCUUGACGCACGUGCAGUAUACGCUAAGGGGCUCUGUCAAAAACCCUCUCCCCCGUCUAUUUUCGAUUGGACACCACCUUUUUUCCAACAAGGCGAGAGGCACUGAAACAUACUGCAAUCAUUCGUCAAUUGAAGGUUGUAUUAUAAUAAGCCUUUGUAAACCAAUUACUUCGAUUCUAAGCCCGAUUAGCGGAACCUACACUUUCUCACUUGAAACUUGUCAUCCCUCGAGGAAACUUGUUAAAGAUACCAGGGCUGAGUCACUGAUUUCAACUUGAAAUUUUCAUCGUACAAGUGCCACUUGCCUUUUUAUGCACGUGUACACUGCGGAUUGUUCAGACUUGGUUGGUCACAUAACGAUCAAUCAAGCUGUCACAUGUCAUUACGGUAAAGACAAUAAAAAAAAGCGCCUCGCCGCCCUUUCUACCAAUAGCUUAGUUGUUGAGGUGUCAAAUCGAUGAACCAAACGCCUGCUUUGAAUCGAAGCGACUAUCCAGACAUCUCGGCCAAACUUUCCACAGAAGUCCGAUUCGCGCGCGAAAUAUACGUCGCGCUUGAUGAGAAAGAACGUCGCUUGUCGGGGGAAAAUUAUGCCCGUGUUCCAACUGGUCAAACAGGUGGAAUGAAGGGAACCCCUGUUAACCAUCGUAGAUAGCAAACUACAAAAGCAGAAGUCAAUCGGUUACCAGUCAAUCGUAUCACAGAAACAAUCACACAAACAGAAAUAUUGUGACCAGUUUGCAACUGUAGUCUUCUGACCCAGCCUUGCCAGGCUACAAGCGCGUGGGAAAUUAAAUAUCUCGAAUACGUUUGACACAGGCCUCAGCAAAGACUCGGACGAGUCACAUCUUUGUGUAUUACACUCGUGGACGAGUGUCACCGCGCGUAGUCCAAUGACUAUGGAGGAUAGUUAUUGCCGGAAGCCCCCAAAAAUAAUUGGGAAGGCAAGCUGCGGGCAAAAUGGAAGUCAAAAUAGGAGAAUGAGUGUGUGUACAGGCUGCCAGGAACCGAUCGAAGACCGAUUUGUGAUGAAAGUGAUGGACGAACCAUGGCAUGAAAGCUGUUUACAAUGCUGUAUAUGUAGGAAUACUCUUUCACGGUCAUGCUUCAGUAAAGACAGGAAACUGUACUGUCGGACAGACUAUGAAAAGAUGUACGGUACAAAAUGUAGUGGCUGCAAGACGACCAUCCCAGCAAACGAGUUUGUGAUGCGAGCAUUAGGAAAUGUGUAUCACAUACAAUGUUUUAUGUGCACCAUGUGUGGUCAUCGUCUUGAAAAAGGGCAGGAAUUUGCGUUAAAAGAUAACAAAUUAUACUGCAAGGAUGACUAUGGAAAACUUCCAACAAAAGGGUCAUCAAAUAGUCCGCCACAUAAGCCUCAACAAGAGAAUGUAAUUAAUAACAGUUUCAAGAAUGAUAAAGAGACAAAAUUGGAGAAAGCGGACAAUUCAGACUCUGACGAUUCAUCAGUAAUUGGUGAUGAUGAAAAUGACGAUAAAAAAGGACCAAAGAGACCACGAACAAUACUCACAAGUCAACAAAGAAAAAUAUUCAAAUNNNUUUUUUGUUUGUCUUCCGUCAAAAAGGUCAGAGAAGAGCUUUCAAGAGAAACAGGGCUCAGCGUUCGUGUUGUGCAAGUCUGGUUUCAAAAUCAGAGAGCCAAGAUUAAGAAACUUGCGAGAAGGAACAAUCCGGAGUCUGAUGGCGCAGCAAGUUGUAGAGUCAGUAAUAGACAAAGGAGUCUUAAAAAAAGUAAAGACGGGAAAUCGUCAAGUCCAAGAGAUAAAAGGCGAGCCGAUAGAGACAGUUUAGAUCUUCCUCCAUCACUCUCCCCUCCCCCACAACUCCAGGGAUCUCAACCCCCUCCCUAUGGAAUGCUUCCGCCUCAAUAUCAACAUUUGCAAAAUCAUAUGGGACCAAUGAUGGCACCACCGCAGUUCCAACCUCCUUACCAAGGACCGCUUAACCAUAUGGACUCCGGGGAGAUUCCUAUGGAUCAUGGAAUGCAAGCUAUCGAUGAAUGUAUGAUGCGGCCGCAACAGUUUAACCCCGGGGAUAUGGGUGGAUAUCCCACCACUACAAAUCACAAUGGUCAGAAUCACUUAGAACUUAUGCAUGACAUGAUUAAUUCAUUCUAAUUUAUUACAAUUUUGAAGCAUAUUGUAUCGCAUUAUUGGCAAUGCCUCCUUGUUAGUAACUACAUAGAACACUUUCAAUAUUGCUGGUAGUUUAGAAUGUACUAUUCGUUAGGGCUGAGGUUUAUUUGUAUUUAUUUAUCGUUGUUGCUAAAUAUCGUGACACUUCUUGAAUACAAUUUCGAACAAAUAGGCUUGCUUUUCUGAUAAAAAAUUACAUUUUUUCUUAACUUUUUUCCACUGAAAAAUUUUCAUUUUACACCCGUAAUUGUACAUGUCGAGUCAUGAUCAAGAAAACGAACAAAUAGUUAUUUCUAUUUUGCAAAAAAAUUUAAGGAAAGUUCACGAGUUAUUUUUCAGUAAGAUAAAAACAUAAGCUGUAGGCUUAAAAGUCGUCACACCUUAUAUCGCUGGUUACCACUCACUCUCUUGCAACCUCUUGCUUAUCUGAAGAAUUAAAUAGGUCUCUUUUAAAAAAAAAUUCAAAGGAGUAAGUCAUAGUAUUAUAAUUACUUCUGAAUACUUUCCGUAACUAUGAAAUAUUAAACGAACAAGUCAUAAAUCUUUUUUUAACCGAAAAUCAUGGCCUAAGUAUGAACAGUUCUUUGCUUGUGAUUUGUGGAGACUGCUAACACUUUCCUACCCGCAAAAAUCACCUUUUACGUGCAGAUGUCGCGUUAUACUUGAGGAAAAUUUAAAAAAAUAAAAUAUUUGCCUAUUAAAUGUAAUUGUGUUUGAAAGCCUUUUUGUUUUACAAAAUACUGAAACCUUCUUGAUAACUUAUUUGCAAACAAACAUACUGUUCAUCGCUAAUUUUUGGCCGAGUAACUGACGGAAGAAGAAACUUGACUAGGGUUACUGAAAUUCAGGUCUUGCACGUUGCAUUAAUAUUGUCAAGAUGAAAAUUACUGUUUCUUUUCUUACGAAGACAGUCUCUCAAUCCUUUCUGAAAAAUAACAAACUGCGUUGAGACAUGUUACGGGAUCAUAACUAUUAUUUAAGAAAGAUUAAAAUUAUUCAUACUCUGAUGUAGCUUUUUUUCCACAUAGUCUAAAUAUCCUUUCAGAAUUAGCCUCGUUUGCGCUCUACUGAUUCAAAAUUUCUCAUUUUCUUUGCCCAUAUGAAACAGAGGUCUGCUCAAGAACACUAGCCUAAUAUCCGAAAUUGUUUUGUUACAGAUUCAGACGAUGCUGCUUCACAUUGGUUCAACGCAUAUUUAUAGCAGUUGCAGACUUUUGCGUCAGUUUGAAUAAUACUUAAAUCUUCCAUCCUUAAACUCGCCAAUUCUCAGUUAGAUAAUGCCAUGUAUUUCCUGAAAAAGCAGUUGAGAUUUAAAUAAUUAACCGGAUAAAUAUUGGUGGUUUCUACUUACUGGUCUACUUACUUUUCGACAAAGGAUAAAAUUUAUAAAGAAGAGUCUGAUUUUGCUCUCUUUUGAGAAUAAAAGGGUGAAAGCGCUGAUUAGUUUUUCACGAGUAGUAAAGUGGUAUUAAGAGUAGUUAGGAAAUCUUUUGUCUUUAUCUAAGAAAGGUUACUAAGAGUGUAAAACUUAUAAAAACUUAGCUCUCAAGAUUGAAAAUGAAUUUCGACUUAAAUCUGUAGUACAUUACCUUAGAAAUACCUUAGAUUUUAAGUUCCUGCCAUGGAAUUACCUCUAGGCUUAUUAGUAUGACAUUUCUCCUCACUUGUAUGGUAAACACUGCUCUAUAAUAAUGAGGAGGAUUCGAUUCUUUAUCAAUCUUGGGAGUUAAAGGUUUAUCAUAGGAAGCCUAGAAUCACUAAAGUAUUAAUCGGCUUAUUUAUUAACAUCACUUCCUCAAAGGCUUCUUAUUACUAGGAGCGGGGUGGUGUGGCGAGGAGGGGAAAGCGAAGGAUAUCCCAAGUCUUAUGCGAGACGCGAGUUUGUGUUAAAUUAAAGAGAGUUGGUGUUGUAUUCAGGAUGUCUUUCAUUCUCAUAAUUUAAACAGUAUUGACUUGUUGUUGUAUGAUAAAGAGAUAUAGUACGAUGUAAAUAAUAUCCAAAAAGGCAAAAAGUGAGCCUUAAUUUCUUGUGCUCAGUAACGUGUACAGAACAUUAAGAUGAAGAAAAUAAAACAGAUCUAAAGAAGG